This is a messenger RNA of Prunus armeniaca (apricot), 771 nucleotides long. Lineage: Eukaryota; Viridiplantae; Streptophyta; Magnoliopsida; Rosales; Rosaceae. The record is from the annotation of a GenBank genome assembly.
AUGCAUGAAGAAGAACAACUUCAUGAUGAGGAAAAGACAGGCAGUGACGCCUUACAACAGGCUGGAGAAGUACUUGGCCAGAGUGCUCAAAGUGCAAUGGAUGUUGAAGUUCUUUGCAUGGAUCAUUUAAGAAAAAGUAGUGAUACUAGAGACUCCUCUUCUGAAGCUGCAACUCUAUGUAAACCAGGAAAAACCCAUGCAUUGAUAAGAGAUGAAGCUCAAGUUUUAUCAAGUGCUGAUCUUAAAGCAACAGAAACCCCUCAUUUAGGCAGAUUACUUCCUUAUUUGGACUUGUCUGUUAUCCCCACUGAAUUCUUACUAGCAGAUUCACGUGGCACUGUGGAAUGCAAUGUUGACUUAAACUUGAGUUCUCAGACGCAACCUGACCUGGCUGUGCCAAAAACUAUGUGGGACUCCUUGGAUUCUACUAGCAGAAAUAAUGCCACUGUAUUGCAUGAACCGUCUCCUCCAGAAAUGUCAGCUGCGAGAAUUGAAAGAGUAGAAACUCAUGCUUCACGGUUACACAAAGAUGCAUUUGAAUUUUUAGAAGUUGGUGACAGCUGCAAAGAUGAUGAUAAAGUUAGUCCUCUAUUUUCCAAGGAAAUUACACCAAAAAACCAGUGUCUGCGGGUGAGAUUUCUAUUUUCAGAAGAAAAAACCAGUGACAACACAGCCUGUGGCGGCGGCUUCUAUAGCUUCAGAACAAAGAAGAAAUUCUUCAGUUGGGAGGCAAAAAUAAUCAACCAGAACAAGAAUCUCCUCUGUUACUAG